Messenger RNA from Coturnix japonica (Japanese quail), 916 nucleotides. RefSeq names its product mitochondrial ribosomal protein L48 (gene MRPL48). Gene Ontology annotation, cellular component: mitochondrial ribosome. The record is from RefSeq and is a predicted model, not a curated record. Lineage: Eukaryota; Metazoa; Chordata; Aves; Galliformes; Phasianidae.
GUGUUGGGGGUGCACCGGAGGGGGGGAGCGUUGUGAGCGGCGGACGCGGCCUGGAGGAGCGAUGAGCAUGGGGGUGCUGUGCUUGAAAAAGGGAACGUUACUAAAGCAAGUGUUUGCACUCAGCCGAGCAGCAACACCCAGAGAAAGUCAGCUGUGUGCUGCAGGUGCUGCACUUGUGAGUUUCCACAGACAUUACAGAUCCCGUCCUACACAUGGCAUUGGGAAGUACAAACAUCUGCUCCCAAAGGAGGUUCCAAAGAGAAAAAGGGAUAGAGUACAGAUGAAAGAGAUAAAUGUUGGGACUGAACAUGAGUACGGAGAUAUUAACAUCCAGAUGACUUCCUACGAUAUGUGUCUCGUGGAGCAUUUUGCUCAAUACGUGCAUAAACUCUGCAACCAGCUGUCCAUUAGAGUGAAUGAAAGCUACGCGAUGCCCACCAAAACCAACGAAGUUCUGUUCUUGGAAGAGCGAGGCUCCAAAAUGCAGCUGGAUGCAGUUCUCACCACCCACCAGAGGGUUGUCCAGAUCAGCAGAUUGAGCUCAACGUUUGCUCCAAUACUCUUGGAAAUUAUUCAGAGUAAUCAGCCCGAAGGGGUCCAUCUGUUAAUGAAAGAGCACACGGAAUCUGACUUCAAGAGCCGAUUGAAGUCCCGACCUGAACUGGAAGAGCUGCUGGCCCAGAUGAGCUGAGGUGCUGAAGAACACUCAGUCCAUUUCAGAGCCAUCCCUGGGAGUGAGAGGCUGAUCUUCCUCAGCUGCUCAAGCCUCCAGAAAGUUGAAUUGUGAGCUCUGUACUGACAAGGAGAAACUUCCACCGUUGUGAAGUGUCUCAUCUUAAUAAGGACAAAUACGUAUGUUUGUAUCUGUCUUGUUUGCGCUGUGAAUGAAAAGGCUCCAUGGUGAAAUUUGGUUUUA